CUCAAUCAAGUGAACUAAAAAUCCACCACCGAGUUCACACUGGAGAGAGGCCAUACAGCUGUGACCAGUGUGGGAAAGCUUUCAUUCAGUCAGGUGACCUAAGAAUCCACCAACGAGUUCACACUGGGGAGAAACCAUAUAACUGUGACCAAUGUGGGAAAUCUUUUGCUCAUUCAGGUGUACUAAAAAUCCACCUACGCGUUCACACUGGAGAGAAACCGUAUAGCUGUGGGCAAUGUGGGCAAGCUUUCGCCACAUCGGGUAUGCUAGAAAUGCACCAACACGUUCACACUGGAGAGAAACCAUACUGGUGUAACCUAUGUGGGAAAAAAUUUACGAGUUUUAAUAUCUUAAAAGUCCACCGACGUGUUCACACUGGAGAGAAACCUUACAUGUGUGACCAAUGUGGGAAAACCUUUGCUGCACCAGCUGAAUUAAGAGUUCAUUGUCGUGGUCACACUGGCGAGAAACCUUACAAGUGUGACCAAUGUGGGAAAGCUUUCACCACAUCAGGUGACCUGAAAAAACACCAGCGUGUUCACACUGGAGAGAAACCGUACGGCUGUGACCAAUGUGGGCAAACAUUCACCACAUCGAGUCAGCUGAAAGUCCACCAACGUGGUCACACUGGAGAGAAACCUUACAGCUGUGAUCAGUGUGGGAAAGCUUUCAUUUCAUCGGGUGAACUAAACGCCCACCAACGUGUUCACACCGGAGAAAAACCGUACAGCUGUGACAAAUGUAGGAAAGCUUUCAGUACAUCAAGUCAGUUUACUGUCCACCGGCGUAUUCACACUGGGAAUAAACCGUACUGGUGUGAUCAAUGUGAGAAAACCUUUACUCAGGCUGGUGCCCUUAAACGCCACCAAUGUGUUCACGCUGCCUCGUUUUAAACAUUCAUCAGUCAAUUAAGCUGUUUUUCAUUUUGCCUCCUCAUGCCCUUGAAGUGCCCAGGCUCCUGAAAGACUCAUUUCAAAACAGUAUUGCGUCUGCAAUCUGGAGCUCUCACGAAGACCGUUUGUUUUAUGGACAACCUUUGUAUUGAACACCACCUGCAGUUCUUUCAACUACUCAGUCCCACGGAAAGCCGUUGAGCAGAGAAAAAAACUACUCCUGCAACUGCGAGGCCCAGCCCAGCAGCCCACUCUACAGUGGAUAGCCAUCUCGACAGUCUUGUCCAGCAUCCAGUCAUCACUUGCUAGCAUUAACUCUACAUCCAAACUCUGGCGUUGGGCUUGGCACCCUCCACAAGUCAAGUUUUAAUGGCACAGCUGGCAGUUUUCCUCCUCAGGUGCAGGCCUGUGAUAACAUCCCUCCGGCAUCAUUGAAGGUAUCACCGUCCCGCAGGGACACUGAAGACGCCUUCAAAUUGAGAGCAACCUCUGACAUCACUUUGGAUAAAAGCAUCAGCUAAAUGAAUAAAUGUGAAGAGCAGUUCCAGUCUCCUCUGUUGGUUCCUUUUUCUUCUGCCACAAUCUCUCCCUGAGCUGGGAGAAGCUCUGGGAAAACAUCCCAACUGUUUCUGGUCAAAUAAUUGAUUGCAGGAUUGGUUCAGGGGCCUGACUUGGUUGCCAAAUUUGCAAUAAUUACAAGUCACAUUAAUCUUCUUUAACAUAGUAAGCUAGCUAGCUAACGCUAAAGCCUCGAAUACACUCAAAGUGGACACAUACACGGACAGCUGUGGACACCAUGGACUUUUUCUGUUUAAUUAUUUCCUUUGUGAAUAAGAUGUUAUAAACCUGCUAGGGUUGGGCAAUGUGUACAAAAUUUCCUUCAGACGAUGUCUACAAUGAAACAUUGUGAUGGACGAUGUCAUUGGG
This is a messenger RNA of Micropterus dolomieu (smallmouth bass), 1820 nucleotides long. Its product is annotated as zinc finger protein 239-like. Gene Ontology annotation, biological process: regulation of transcription by RNA polymerase II. Lineage: Eukaryota; Metazoa; Chordata; Actinopteri; Centrarchiformes; Centrarchidae. The coding region runs from base 264 to 893 and encodes 209 amino acids. The record is from RefSeq and is a predicted model, not a curated record. Gene Ontology annotation, molecular function: RNA polymerase II cis-regulatory region sequence-specific DNA binding; DNA-binding transcription factor activity. The transcript has a single exon.